CACGCCCUCACCAUUUCUAGACACUACAAUCCCAUUUUCUGCAUUCAUCCAUUUAUUACUCAUUUUCUCUCUGUAUAUGUGAAGCCAUUUUCCAUUAAACUUUGAAGCCAUUUUUCGUACCGAAUAUGUAACCAGAAAACCGAAAGGAAGAGGAAAAAUCAAGAACCCUAUAAUCAAAAUUUGUUUUUAUCAACUACCUAUUCAAGAUUUUUGAGCAAAAAUGGUGAUGGAAGUGGUGCAUGAAGAUAUGGGAGAAGGUAACAUGCAAUGUGCAGAUCACCCCUACAAGAACAGCACCCCAGGUGGAAUCUGUGCCUUUUGCCUUCAAGAAAAGCUUGGAAAACUUGUGUCUUCCUCUUUUCCUUUAGCCAUUUUCCCUUCUUCUUCCUCUUCUUCUUCUCCCUCUUUUAGAUCUGACUUUGGUGGUGGCGGCAACGCCACUUCCACCGCUACAGCUACCGCCGCCGUGUCAUCCCUUCAGGUCCGCCGCCACGUGUCUUCUUCAGCCGCCUCUCGUAGUGUCAGUUACAACAAUGCCCCUAGCAAUGACUGUAGCUAUAAUGGGUAUUACUCUAGGAGGUCAAGAUUGCCCUUUAUUUUGACGCACAGGAAAAAGAAAAAGAAGGACAGUGCAGCAAUGGCGGCAAGUUCAGAUCCUGCCCCCAUUGUUUUCAAGAGAAGCAAAUCCACCGCUACUCCUAGAAGAGGUACACAUUUCUUGGAUGAAAAUUUUGCUGAAGAUUAUAGCCCCCAUAAAUGGGGGUUUUGGUCAUUUCUUUACUUAUCAAGAAAUUCCAAUUCCACUACCAAGAAACCUGAAAGGCCCUCUAAAGAUUCAAACUUUCCAUCGGCAAGUGCAAGUUCUGUAAGCACUGCAGGAUCUACUAGGGACAAGAAAACCAGGGAAUUCGUUGUAGUCGAGGAAAAUGAAAGCCCUGAUGAUCAGGCUGCAUUUGAUAGGAAAGUGUCAAGAUCUAGAUCUGUCGGCUGCGGGAGCAGAAGUUUUUCAGGGGAUUUCUUUGAGAGAAUAUCGACUGGAUUUGGCGAUUGUGCACUCCGCAGAGUGGAGUCUCAAAGGGAAGGAAGGUCUAGAAUUUCCUCAGCAAUGCAUAAAAAUGGUGGAAAUAAUAAUGGGCAAGUUUGCAUUAAAGAGAGAGUUAGGUGUGGUGGGAUUUUCAGUGGAUUCACUAUCAGCUCAUCAUCGUCUUCUUCGUCGUAUAGGGCUUCAUCAUCGACUGAAGAUAACGUGAAUGGAAAAUCAAGUUCAACAACACCAGGCAGUGUGAGAAAUCUUUCUCACGGGAGGAGCAAAAGCUGGGGAUGGGCAUUUGCAAGUCCAAUGAGAGCAUUCAGCAAACCUUCGUCUGGAAAGAGGGAUUCAUCUGCAAAUAAGAAUGCCGCUCCGAAUUUGGCUGCAAUUCCUUCCUUGCUGGCUGUGAGAAGCUAAGAAUCUUCUUAGUUAACUGAGUAAUUAACUGAUAAAAUUAUACAUUUAGUACAUUCUUGUUCUAUGUUUUAUUAUGUUAUUACUCUGUUUAUUUAUGUUUCUGUGUGUUAAACGCGUGUUUCUACACUUUUGAUGAUGUUUUUAGUUCACUGAUUUAGUGUCAUUUGUUCUUUAUGUGUUAUUCUAAAGGUUUGUCUAUUUCGAGAAUCAUCAAUGUAUUUCAGUGUGAUGCUGAUAUGAAUAAAUCCAUCUGGUAAUUUACCA
Molecule: messenger RNA, 1711 nt
Organism: Olea europaea var. sylvestris
Lineage: Eukaryota; Viridiplantae; Streptophyta; Magnoliopsida; Lamiales; Oleaceae
Exons: 2
Coding region: 221-1447 (408 amino acids)
Source: RefSeq, a predicted model, not a curated record